AUGUAUGAAGAGCAUGACGUAGACUUAGAUGGAGCUGGAGCCACUGGAGCUAUAGUGUUACCUGCACUACCUCCAGGUGUUAAGUUCACAAUCACCAGCACCAUGAUUCAACUACUAAAUCUGAAAGUGUGUGGAGGAUCAUUUAUGAGGAAGCCAUUCUCAGAGAGCAUGCAACUGAUGGACGAAGUGUCAAAGAAUAAUAGGGCAUGGUACACCAGGGAUGCAGAAGUAGGAGAUCUAGGGUACACAUUUGAACUGCUGGCUGAACAAAGGAAGAGAGAAGAAGAAAGAGAUCAGGAUAUGGCACAGGUCGGAACUUCUCAAGGGAAGGACAGUAUGAUAGGCCAGCAAACAGAGAGCAGGGAAACUGGCAGAAUAGAGAUGGGUAUUGAAAUGACCGCAGUGGUGCAUAUGUUCCCCCAGGUGUUGGAGCAAGCUGGAAGAGGGGAGGAUGAAGCUGAUCAAGUAGAUGACUUGGAGGAUGCUCAAGAAAUAGCCAAACCAGUAGGAGCGAAAGAAAAAGAGGUUGAGAGAACCUUACCUUUACAGAAUAUCCCAAGACCACCUCCUCAUUUCCCUCAAAGGCUUAAAAAGAAAGCCGAAGAUAGGAAAUUUGCUAAAAGAAGGAAGAACCAGGUGCCAGGAUAUGCCAAGUUCAUGAAGGACUUGGUUAAUAACAAAAGAGUGGUGACUAUUGAUUUGACUAACCAUAGUCAUCACUACAGUGCUACUGCUACCAGGGGCCAGCAUAAACUUGAUGUCGCUGGCCAUCUACAAGCAACUGGUUUAGGAGUUCCAAAACCCACAACCAUGAGGCUGAUGAUAGCAGAUAUGUCAGUAAAGCGACCUGUGGGCAUACUAUGUGAUAUUCUUGUAAAGGUGGACACGUUCAUAUUUCUGGCAUACUUCGUGAUUUUGGAUUGCGAAGUGGAUUUUGAGGUUCCCAUUAUUUUGGAAAGACCAUUUCUGGCCACAGGACAAGCAUUGGUAGAUGUUGAGCGAGGAGAACUAAAAUUCAGAAUCAACAAUGAAGAGGUUUUUGAUGAAAAAGAAAUGGGAGCAACUAUCGAAGAGAGGCUGACUGUUGAGACUCUAGCUGCAGUGCUGAUGUAUUUUGAAGCUGAUUUUUGGCCUGGUCCUCCAGCAAAACCAUCCAUUGAGAAACCACCUAUGCUGGAACUAGAACAAUUACCCAGUCACCUGAGGUCCAAGUUAUGA
This is a messenger RNA of Solanum tuberosum (potato), 1218 nucleotides long. RefSeq lists its product as uncharacterized. Bases 1 to 1218 code for a protein of 405 amino acids. NCBI's taxonomy places the organism in Eukaryota, Viridiplantae, Streptophyta, Magnoliopsida, Solanales, Solanaceae. The record is from RefSeq and is a predicted model, not a curated record. The transcript is spliced from 9 exons.